GCGGACUAGUCCUCCGACUAGUCCUCGGCAGUGGUUUCCGCAAGGAUGUGGCUCCAGGAAACGCCAGAGCUGACAAGCAGGAUCGGGAACGCUUGUCUCUCCUUCUUCCCAACAGCUGCUGUUGGGCCUCUCCGCAUGACGACGCAGCACACUCGGGUGGGAUUUCGCAGAACGUCACAUGUCAUAUUCGGGACGGCAAUGACCCUUACUGAAAACGACUUACGGCCGUCAAGACUGCUGGGCUGGGUCAUCCGUCGCGGAGCACUAUAAACGCCUACCAAACGCUUCCACCCGCAAAAGGUAUGGAUACCGCCACAUCACUAGAGCCGGUCUCGCUCUUCCCGGCGUUGGGAUGGCUCUGCCGCCUUCGUGGUUGGCCAAGUCCAUGCACCAUCACAACCCAUGUUGGCGCAGCGCAUCACAUCCAGCAGGAUACUCGGUUGCUCAAUGCAGUUGCUUACUCUUCUGAUAUCUGUCACAGCUGCAGAAGCCUGGAAGUCUCUUCAGUACUUCAAGUCGAAACAAAGACUGUUUCUCGAGGCGAAAUCGACACGCCUGGAUGUACGACCGCCGCCGUCGUACCCAAAUGCCAUCUCGUUCGACCCACAAGAGUCAUCUACACUACCAGCUAUACGCGGACUGACAGUAUGCGCGCUUCCACAUACAGCUGCUGGCGGGGUAAAGGAAGCCGGCGCUGUCCAGUCGGUUACGACCUGCAGCCCAUGCAUCACCACUCUGCCGCCAUGACAGUCGGAACCUUGAUCAGGCUUAUCAGAAGCUCGCCUGUGCCUACACUCUCAUAAAGCAAAACGUUUUUUAAAGUCGUCGGCUGACAGAGGUGCUCGGAUGCCUUCCCCUUUCAGCGCCCUCGAGCAGAGCCGCAUCGUGAUCAGGGAAGAUAAAGG
This is a messenger RNA of Didymella exigua CBS 183.55, 905 nucleotides long. RefSeq lists its product as uncharacterized. Lineage: Eukaryota; Fungi; Ascomycota; Dothideomycetes; Pleosporales; Didymellaceae. The record is from RefSeq and is a predicted model, not a curated record. Bases 303 to 803 code for a protein of 166 amino acids. The transcript has a single exon.